Molecule: messenger RNA, 6587 nt
Organism: Anolis sagrei ordinatus
Lineage: Eukaryota; Metazoa; Chordata; Lepidosauria; Squamata; Anolidae
Gene: ESAM
Product: endothelial cell adhesion molecule
Biological process (GO): homophilic cell-cell adhesion
Cellular component (GO): adherens junction; plasma membrane
Molecular function (GO): cell-cell adhesion mediator activity
Source: RefSeq, a predicted model, not a curated record
UCUGGCUUUGGCACCUGCUGCGCUGGCUGUCUCUGCCUGGGAGCCGGACGAGCGGGAGCCAUGGAGCUGGUGGCGCUGGGGAUGGCCGCCUUGCUGGGUCUGUCAUCUGCUGUGUUGGAAGUGGAAGUCGGCCGCAGCUCAGUGACUGUGAUCCAAGGACAGCGGGCCAUUCUGCCGGUCUCGUAUACAACACACAGCAGCAGUGAGCCCUAUGUUACGUGGCACCUGGAAAGGCCAGGGAAUCCUCAUCCCUUUCAGAUCUUGGUGUAUAUGUCUGGAACAACCAAAGUGGAAGACAUGGAUCUCAAGCGACGGCUGAACUUUUUGUACCCCAUGCCUUUUCACAAUGUCUCGCUUGCCAUCAAUGAUACCAAAGAAACAGACUCUGGCCAGUACAUGUGCACAGUGAAUGUUGCGGGAGAUACUACCAAGAUGGGGAAAAACACAGGACUUGUGAACCUCACCGUUCUAGUCCCACCAUCAUCACCUAAGUGUCAGAUUCAUGGCAGCCCUCACACUGGAGGGAAUAUCACCAUGACCUGCCGCUCCAUUGUGGGCAAACCAGCCCCCUCUUACCGUUGGCAGCGCACUGGCCCCAACUCACAGGUCUUCUAUGCACCUGUACAAGAUCACGUGAAAGGGGUCUUGACACUCAAAAAUCUCACCACCGAUAUGUCAGGAACCUAUGUUUGCAAUGCCUCCAGCAUAUCCGGCUAUUCGAACUGCACCAUCAUCCUGGAGGUGAAUCCACCGUUCAAUGCAGCGGUGGUGGCUGGUGCAGUGGUGGGAACUCUCAUUGGACUUGGCCUGAUCAUCUUGUUUCUGCUUCAGAUGAUGGCUUAUCGAAAGAGGAAAAAAGAGGCCCAAGAGGAAAUGGCUAAUGAAAUCCGGGAAGAUGCUGUUGCCCCAAAGACACUUUCCUGGGCAAAAGGCCCUGGUUCUGACGUGGUUUCCAAAAAUGGCACUUUGUCAUCUCUGAGUACCACCCGGGAUCACAAACUCUAUGCCUCCAAGCCUGCCUCAGACACGGCGUCCAUCACCACUGCCACGGGCAGCACAGUGGGCUUCAAGCCGCCUUUCAGCAACCCCAGGAGUGGAACACUCACACCAACACCCAGCCUCUCCAGCCAAUCGUUGCCCCUCUACUUUCCGCCCAUGGUCAAUGGGGUCCAUUGCCACCAUGUCAAUGUGCCAACCCACCGGAGCACUCUCCACAGGACAAAUGGGGCGCAACCGCAAGCCCCCCGACAUCAGGAGGCUGCUGCCCCUCAGGGGCUCAGCACGUCCACCCUGGGCCGAAUGGGGGCGGUGCCCGUCAUGGUGCCUGCACAGAGCCAAGCAGGAUCCUUGGUGUGAAUGUUCAGAGACUUUUGCAGUACGCUGUGCAGCAAGCCGCUCUACCACUCCCACACGAAGCAGAAAGACUGGAAACGCUUGCUCCGUGCUGCCUGCCUUUCCGUCUGCCUUCAGAGUGCCAGUGUGUGAGCGUUUGUGGGUGUGUCCUCCAAAAGAACCAUUUUCAUAGCUUCUCCAUCCAAUGGGACAUCUUUGGAGAUGGGCUUUUUGUAACCAAUCAUCUUCUGUUACCUUUCAGAAUUUGCUUUCCCUCUUAAUGCACCAAUCCCAUCCAUGCCCCUAUCCCCUCCAGGAGCCGACGUGACAGCAGAGACUGUGUUUUCAUAAAGAAAUACAAAUGAUUUCUUUCUUUCCCCUUUGCAUUGCAUUUAUAUCUUGUUAUUGGGGGGAAAAGGGCUGGGAUUAGUUGCCUUGGCUUGGAAGAAAGGGCUGGGGAAUAUUUACUUUGCUUAUAUACCGCUGUUCUCAGCCCGAAGGCGACUCACGGCGGUUCACAACAGAAUAGACCUGUUAACUCUUUUAUCUUCAAUCCCAAAUCUGGAUUUCACACACAGAGAUCAAGGUUGAGUAAAACUGGAUGGUGGAAAUGGUAUGUUACCAUGGAAAUCUAUCCCCACAAGACUAAAAUAGUUCUUUGUGUCAGAAUUUCACCUAAGCUUGUAUUGGAAAAUUUCUCACUCCAUCUCUUGGCACAAUCAUGUGGAAAAUCUCCAUGCCGAUGUUUAUCCUUUCCAUCAUUUGGGUUACAUGUCAUGCUUACCAUGUUAUGUAUAGCUCUAUAUUUUGAAGUUCAUAUUACUAUUAAAUUGGUUAUAAGUUGUGAUAUGGUCCAGAGUCAUAAGGUCAUAGAAUUGUGGAGUUGGAAGAUGCCUCAUGUGCCAUCUAGUCCCAAACCUUGCUGUAGGAUCUCCAGCUAAAACAUUCCCAGAUGUCCCUUGUUGUCCAACCUCUUUUUGAAGACAUCCAGAGAAAAGGGCUCACCAGCUCGCUGAGCAAUUACCUAAUGUAUUGUUGAAGGCUUUCAUGGCCGGAAUCAAUGGGUUGUUGUAGGUUUUUUCGGGCUAUAUGGCCAUGUUCUAGAGCUGUGGUUCUCAACCUUCCUAAUGCCGUGACCCUCAUGUUGUGGUGACCCCCAACCAUAACAUUAUUUUCGUUGCUACUUCAUAACAGUCAUUUUACAACUGUUAUAAAUCAUAAUGUAAACAUCUGAUAUGCAGGGUGUAUUUUCAUUCACUGGGCCAAACUGGGCACAAAUACCCAAUACACCCAAAUGUGAAUGCUAGUGGGGUUGGGGGAGGAUUGAUUUUGUAAUUUGGGAGUUGUAGUUGCUGGGAUUUAUAGUUCACUUAUAAUCAAAGAGCAGUCUGAACUCUACCAGCAAUGGAUUUCAACCAAACUUGGCUCCCAUGACCAAUGGAAAACACUGGAAGGGUUUGAUGGGCAUUGACCUUGAGUUUGGGAGUUGUAGUUCACCUAUAUCCAGAGAGCACUGUGGACUCACGCAACGGUGGAUCUGGACCAAACCUGGAAUGAAUACUCAAUAUGCCCAAAUGUGAACACUGGUGGAAUCUGGGGAAAAUAGAUCUUGACAUUUGGGAGUUGUAGUUGCUGGGAUUUAUAGUUCAUUACAAUCAAAGAACAUUCUGAACUCCACCAACGAUAGAAUUGGCUCAAACUUCCCACAUGGAAUCCCCAUGACUAUCACAAAAUGCUGUGUUUUCUUAUGGUCUUUGGUGACCCCUCUGACACUCCCUCGCGACCCCUCAGGGGUCCCGACCCCCAGGUUGAGAAACACUGUUCUAGAGGCAUUCUCAUCCAACAGAAAAGAGGAAACCAUGAAAAUGAACAAUAUCUGGCUACCAGUAUUUAAAACUCUAAAAUUACAACAAAAAAACAACAGAGAGGAAACAAACAAGGACAUCUAAUCACCUCUCAACAAAAGAUUGCCCCAGGCACUGCCAGGCCAUCAAAUGCUAAUCAAGGUGGUCAGUUGAAACAUUCACACCUAGCUCCAACAGACAAGAGUUCUUUGUCCUACCCUGGUCAUUCCACAGAUAUAUAAACCCACUUUUCUAGUUCCAACAGACCUCACUACCUCUGAGGACGCUUGCCAUAGAUGCAGGCGAAAUAUCAGGAGAGAAUGCCUCUAGAACAUUGCCAUAUAGCCUGAAAAACCUACAACAACCCAAUUACCUAAUGGCUUUAUUCUGUUGACUUUGGUUCCCUUUCAAGCAGUGGGCACAACCAAGUGGUGGUUCCAAACUAGUCAGGGAUUCUUGAAAUCUAGUCUGAAGUAAGCUUUGAAAAUGUCUCCAAGAACCCUUGUGUGUUCCAGAACCUAGGCUAGCCCACAGAUUCAGCAUAAUAGCCUGGGUUACUCCAAGGAUCAAUCAAGCUCAAGUAAAGUGAUAGUCACCUUUAGACUGAGACAUAGGCUCCUUCCACACAGCUGAAUAAUAUCCCACAUUUUCUGCUAUGAACUGGAAUAUAUGGCAGUGUGGACUCAAAUAACCCAGUUCAAAGCAGGUAAUGUGGAAUUUUCUGCCUUGAUAUUCUGGGUUAUAGGGCUCGGCUGACGAGCCUUGUCUCUUUUGGCAACUGUUGGAUCUAUUCGCAUUUAGAGAAAAUGCAUCUCUCUGGUGAUUUCCCAGAUAGAGUCUCAGGCUAGGAUUUUGGUGGCAGGAAUUGGCAGAAUGUCUGUAUAUGAUAUAUGUAUUUUGAGUGUUCCCUUGAAGUCUUGGAUUUGGGGUUGAUCCUUACAACAACUGUGUAGGAUAUCUAUAAUUUAUCCAAAGGCAUCAAUGCGCAUCAUCACCAAGAAUGAGUUUAGAUGUGAUUGUUUCAUUUCUAAGCCAAACCAAGUCAUCCCCAUACCAUAGAUUUUUCCUGGUCUCUUAGGCCCCUUCUACACUGACAUAUAAUCCAGAUUAUCAAAGUAGAUUAUCCAUAUUAUCUGCUUUGAACUGGAUUACCUGAGUCUACAGUGCCAUAUAAUACAGUUCAAAGAAGAUAAUCUGGAUUUUAUAUGGAAGUAUAGAAGGGGCCUUAGGAGCUCCCGGGUUAAACCACUGAGCUACUAAACUUGUUGACCGAAAGGUCGCAAGUUCAAAUCCGGAGAGCAGCAUGAGCUUCCACUGUCAGCCCCAGCUUCUGCCAACCUAGCAGUUCUCAAACAUGCAAAUGUGAGUAGAUCAAUAGGUCCCACUCUGGCAGGAAGGUAACUGCACUCCAUGCAGUCGUGCUGGCCACAUGACCUUGGAGGUGUCUACGGACAAUGCUGGCUCUUCGGUUUAGAAAUGGAGAUGAGCACCAACUAACCCCCAGAGUUGGACAUGACUGGACUUAAUGUCAGGGGAAAACCUUUACCUUUACCUAUAGAAGGGGCCUUAGACUUUCCAGAGGAAGCCACCAGUUCUUACCAUUUAAAACAAAUUAAAGCUGUAAGUCUCACAAAAAGGUUUUUAUAGUCCGUUUUGCAAUGCAUUGUGCUUCAAAGAGAUGUCAGAGAAAUAUAUCUGCGAACAUACUUUGGUCCUGUGCGGCAACCUUUUUGGGUCUUGUAUGGGCAACCUUUGAAGUAUGGUUUCGGAGGUACAUUUGCUGAUGUUUUUAUUUUGACCAAACACACAUUUCUCACAUCAGUAUAGGAAACAAAAUGCCAUUUUCUUUCAGUACUAAAAUACAUCUCCAAAUUUUGGGAUGCAGUUCUCCAAGUUUUUUAAAAUAGUACGUAAAGGCACAUAUAAUAUUGAGGGAAAUGUACCAAAACAAUAUGUGAAAGAAAAUGUUUGCCGAAGCAGUAGAGAAGGUUAUGUGCACAAAUGUGUAUAUUAGGAGAUAUAUGCUUGGAAAUGCAUGUGAAAUUUCAUGCAGACUUCUUAUUUUAAGUCAAAACCAUUGUAGAAGUUGGGUAGAAGAAAUCUGAAACUAGAAAGAUGAGAAGAUGAGAGGAAUGGAAACAAGUUUUUCCCAUCUUGCUCUGAAUCAGAGCUUGGGAAAGUUAGAGCCCAAAGCUCCAAAAGUUGAAACUAGAGAGUUUCUGGGAGCUGUAGUCCAGAAAGAGGCUAUGGUAUGUUGCAUUAUGGUGGUGACUGUAUAUUACUGACAUUAUACGCAACCAUGCUAGUGAAUUGUCCCCUUGCACAAAGAGGGCUCCUGCUGUUCAAUUGAAUAUGCUGUGCAUUGGGUCACAUUGCAAUUUGAGAUGGUUGUGGUACAUUGAGGCUGUUGUGCAUUGGGAUACAUUGCACAUCAUGGCACAUUAUGCAUCAGUACUCUUGUGCAAUGGCCAUACUACUGGCUCUACUUGCACACCUCUUUUGAGAAUAUGAAUGUUGUGCAACAAUGCAAUUCAGCUUUACAUAACUGUGUCAGUUACAAUAAUGCAACCGCCCUACACAAUGCCAGCGGAAUAUGCUAUCUCUUGUAGCACUUCAGCCUUUUGUAUCACCUAAAUGAUCUUAUCUUAUGAUAAACUUGGACCCCAUGUGCUAAAAUUUGAAAAUUUAUACCUGCUAUUUUUGAAUCAGUAAAUGGAUUACUUGGUAUGUUCUGCCUCCUUGUGAUCCACUUGGGAAAUGCAUCUAAUCCACUUUCCCAGUUUAGGGACAAUGCUCCCAUGGCGCAAAGGGUUAAACCCUUGUGCCGGCUGAACUGCUGACCCAAAGAUCUGAAGGUCGGCAAUUUGAAUCCACAAGACAGGGUGAGCUCCCGUUGGUCAGCUCCAGCUUCCCAUGUGGGGACAUGAGAGAAGCCUCCUACAGGAUGGUGAGACAUCCAGGUGUCCCCUGGGCAAUGUCCUUGCUGACGGCAAAUCCUCUCACACCUACAGCAACUCCAAUUUGCCUCUGACACAAUAAAAAGAGCUUGUACAACUGACCUGUAUAUAUGAAGUAACCUUGGUUCAGGCUAUCGUAAAAAGGAGGAAGGGCGCCUUCAACAUUUCCAUACAUAUUGUGCAAUUAUUACAUUUAAUCAGCAACUCUCUGUCUUUUUGUUCCUUUGAUAAAUAUACCUAUAGUACAUAAUUUAUACUUAUAGAUACUAACAGUCUGUGGAUUUGGACUAUUUUCCUCCUAACCAUUUUCAUGCUGCGUCUUUUCUUUUCAUUGGCUCUGAGACCCUUCUCUUGUGCAAGAAGGUAGGAAGACACUGAAUUAUUUUGUAUGUACAGUUUCGAAAUGUAUUAUUUUUCAUAAACAACCAUUAAAAGUAUUUGUUUUUCUAUGAAA